AUGGCUGAACGCAAUCUCACCCAGAUCAUCUCGCAGCUCAAGCACUCCCCAUCCAUGAGCUACACCGAAGCCAACGCCCUCCUCUCCAAGGCCAAGCUCGCUCUCCUGCAGCUCAACUCUCUUACACCUUCAUCUUCGACCCCGACGCAUCUCCUGCCUCUCGCCCGCGAGACCUACGAGCAGGGUGCUCUAUUCGCCAUCCGCGCCCGCAACCCCGAAGCCUUCACUCGCUACGUCCAGCAGCUCCAACCUUUCUAUGAGCUGCCCGCUUCCGCUCUUGCGCCUAACUUUGCCGAGCGUAACAAGGUCACCGGCCUGAGCUUGCUUCUGUUGUUGACGCAGGGCCGAUACGCCGAGUUUCACACCGAGCUCGAGAGUCUGGAGAACCGUGAGGGUGGUGGCGGUGAUGUCGAGAGCGAUCGAUACUUGGGUUAUCCUAUUCGUCUGGAGAGAUGGUUAAUGGAAGGAUCUUACGACCGGGUGUGGAAGGCCAUGAAGAGCAGCGAGGUGCCUUGCGACGAAUACAGUGUAUUCUCAGAGAUCCUGAAGAACCAGAUCCGUUCCGAGAUUGCUUCCAGUAGUGAGCGCGCAUACCCCAGCCUUCCUAUUAGCUCCACCAAGUCCCUUCUCUUCCUUGACUCAGAGGGCGACGUUAUCUCUUUUGCCCACCACCGUGGUUGGAUUGUCCGCGAUGGCAACAUCUACUUCCCCGAUGCUGCUGAAGGUGAUGACGGCAACCAGAACAAGGAAAUGAGCCAGAUGGUGAUAGAGAACGCUCUGGGCUAUGCCCGUGAGCUUGAAACUAUUGUAUAA
Messenger RNA from Fusarium sp. VM40, 813 nucleotides. Lineage: Eukaryota; Fungi; Ascomycota; Sordariomycetes; Hypocreales; Nectriaceae. The record is from the annotation of a GenBank genome assembly.